AUGACCUUGCCGAACACGCCCGCCGCCUUCUCCUGGAGCGUCAUCCGCGCAUUCCGCAGCGCCCGCUGGCGCCACCAGAGCACCGCCACCGCGGCCCCGACCACCGCGGCCGCCACCAAUGCCGCCCCGACGCCGCCCGCCGCCAGGGCCGCCACCAGCGCGGCCGUCCCGUCGUCGCCGUCGGCACCACCUCCCACCGCCGUCCCGUUGGCCCACGACGUCGCCGAGGCGCUGGGCGAUGAAGAUGAGUGUGGUGAGGAUGAAGAAGGUGAUGAAGAUGGCGGCAAGGCUGAUGGCAAAGAAGAAAGUGUAGGAGGCGUAGAAGAGGGCGAGCGGGAUGGAGAUGGCGAAGGCGAGAGAGAAGGCGACAUGGUCGGCGUGGUAGAGGGCGUCGGCGUUGCCAUCAGCGACGCCGAGACGGAGCUCGUGGGCGUGAACGAGGCGGUGGUCGAGGGAGACGCAGUCGGCGAACUGGAGGGCGACAGCGACGGCGACAGCGCAGAAGACGACGGAGACAGCGUCGGCGAGCUCGAAAGUGAGGCGGAGGGGGAGGGUGAUGACGUGGAUGAAGGCGAACGCGAGGGCGACGAGGUCGGCGAGGGCGAGAGCGAGGUGGCGAGCGACAACGUCGACGUCGACGUGGGCGUGGGCGAGAGUGAGACGGAGGCCGAGGGUGACGGUGUGGACGAAGGCGAAGCAGACGGCGUCGACGUCGACGAAGCUGAGGGCGAUGGCGUGGACGAGGGCGACUGUGUGGGCGACGACGAGAGUGAGGUGGAGGGCCACGGCGUGGACGAGGGCGAAGCAGACGGCGUCGACGAUGAUGAAGGGGAGGGCGAUGCCAUCGACGAGGGCGAACGAGAGGGCGACGACGUUGGCGUGGGCGAGAGUGAGAUGGAGACCGAGGGCGACGGCGUGGACGAGGGCGAAGCAGACGGUGUCGACGUCGACGAAGGCGAGGGCGAUGGUGAUGGCGUCGACGAGGGCGAACGAGAGGGCGACGACGUGGGCGACGGCGAAAGUGAGGCUGAGGACGAGGGUGAUGACGUCGACGAAGGCGAAGCAGACGGCGUCGACGGCGAUGGCGUGGACGAGGGCGAACGAGAGGGCGACGGCGUGGGCGAGGGCGAGAGUGAGAUGGAGGGUGAGGGUGAUGACGUGGACGAGGGCGAACGCGAUGGCGACGAGGUCGGGGAGGGCGAAAGAGAGGUGGAGGGCGAGGCCGACGCGGUGGGCGACGGGGUGAGCGGGGGCGUGGGCGUAGGCGACGAGGAGGGAGACGCGGUGGGCGACGGGGAAGCCAGCACGCCCAGGUCGAGCCGCGCCACGUUGGCCGUCACCGCCCCACUCGACAGCUCGCCUCCUGCAUGA
Acanthamoeba castellanii str. Neff is the source of this 1371-nucleotide messenger RNA. RefSeq lists its product as uncharacterized. The record is from RefSeq and is a predicted model, not a curated record. The transcript is spliced from 2 exons. NCBI's taxonomy places the organism in Eukaryota, Discosea, Longamoebia, Acanthamoebidae. The coding region runs from base 1 to 1371 and encodes 456 amino acids.